Messenger RNA from Aspergillus puulaauensis, 1551 nucleotides. RefSeq lists its product as uncharacterized. The transcript has 2 exons. NCBI's taxonomy places the organism in Eukaryota, Fungi, Ascomycota, Eurotiomycetes, Eurotiales, Aspergillaceae. Bases 1 to 1551 code for a protein of 516 amino acids. The record is from RefSeq and is a predicted model, not a curated record.
AUGUCCCGGCUCCCAGACUCAAUCGCCCUAGGGGACCGCAUAACCAAAAUACAAGAAAUCCAGGCAAACCUCGGCCUCACAGAAUUGGACCCCGCGGCAUGGUCCUUCCUAUGGCACGCAGACGAGGACAGGCUCCUCUCAAUCGGGAAAAUGUCGGCAGGGGAGCAGCAAGGGCGAGAGCAGCUGGCUCAGAUGUUUAUACGCCAUGACCUGUUUAGGGACGUGGUGCUGGAGUGGCUCUCUAAGACCCGUAUUCGGGCCCCAUGGGUAGAGCAGGUUAAUCCUACAGUGGCAGACAUCGCCUAUUCGAUGAAAGAAUGCUACCAGCGCAGCAAGAGCUGCUGCAUCACAUCCAAUUUUGAGCCGGUUGAAAUCGCACACAUAGUCCCACUCCAUAUUGGCGGGCGAGAUAUGGAAGAACGAAAUAACCGCCGCUUUUGGAAGGCGAUGCGCUUCUUCUUCGAUGAGCAGCGAGUGAACAGCUGGAUGGCCGCAACGGCCGAUCCGCUUGAAUUAGCGAACCUGAUGUGUGUUAGCGGCAAUGUACACGGGCUGUACGAGAGUGCUCGGUUUGCGCUGCGGCCGAUUUUCCAGGGUCAGAAUAGGACGGCGGCCCUUUUCUACUGGUUGCCACACACGGAGUAUUCAAUGAGGGGGUUGCAGGCCUGGCCAGGCUAUAAUGUGAAUCAGCAAUUCUCACCGUUCGGGUGUACGCUCUUCGACUGUGCGACAGGGAGGAAGAUCAGGAGCGGGUCUGUCGUGGAGUUCAAGACUCCGGACAGGAUGAAGUAUCCCGUGCCGUCUUUGGCUAUUCUUGACAUGCAGUGGACUAUGCAGAGGGUUACGGCGUGGAGCGGUGUUUAUGACUUCCUGAGGGCGGGUAUGGCCUCCAACUCCCGGACCAGGAACAGUUCCAAUCCUGAUUCCGAUGACAAUUGGGACUCCGACUCCGACUCGGAUGAUAGCAGCGAAACGGUGCGUCCAACAAGUGGCUGCCACAAUGAGAAUGGGAACAUGCAGGAACCGGAGCAGCAGACGGAGCGUCAGGAAACGGAGAAGCAGGAAAUAGGGCAACAGGAAGCGGAGAAGCAGGAAACAGGGCAGCAGGAAACAGGGCAGCAGGAAACAGGGCAGCAGGAAACAGGGCAGCAGGAAACAGGGCAGCAGGAAACAGGGCAGCAGGAAACAGGGCAGCAGGAAACAGGGCAGACGGAUGCCGAGAUAAAAGAGGAUGCGGCUACCCAUUAUAAAAGACGAGCAUUCACAAGACAAGCAUUUAACAGACGGGAACCUCCAAUGCCGGUCAUCCUAGAAGAAGACGAGCCGAUAAUAGCACUUGCAAAGGGGAGAAAGAGGAAGAGGUCUGGCGGAGGCUGCGAGGCCAACGAUGAGCAAGACUGCAGUGACGGAGACGACUCAGAGAAAUGCCCUGGUCAGAGCAAUGGAGAGACAGGCCAGCAUAGCCUCAAAAGCAUAAAAGCAGCGGCUCCAACGAAGCACAGCCCAGCGCGAAGCCCCGCAGGCCAAGACGCCAUCCAAGCGAUGUCUUGA